UAGCUAGUCAUCAACAUGGUGGACAUCAACUUAGAGUGCGUGCACCAGAUCGAACCGAAGACCCGUUCCUCUGGUCAGCAGCAGCAGGAGCAAUUGUCAAAGAAAGCCUACCUGGAGGCGGUGCGCAUUCUGUUAGUGCUGCUGGAGAACAUCUUGGCGCAGCCUGAGAAUUCGAUGUUCCGCACCAUACGGCUGGAAAACAAAGCUAUCAAGGAAAAGCUUCUCUCCUUGCCAGGCUGCGAGAGGCUACUAGAAGCCAUUGGCUUUGUACGCGUUACCGGAUCCAAAGCAUUUACCUUGCCCACUGAGGUGUCCUUGCAGCAGGUGCAGAAGUACCGAGAUGCGCUGAGCGAAAGACGCACUGCCUGGCUUGACGGCACAGUGUCGAAAAGUCCGUCUCAACAAAGCACCACCACGCCCUCGCCUUUGUUCAUCAAGCCUUCGGUGGAGUAUCGCCAUAGAAUCGCUUUCCCCCGUGUGUUGCGCACCAAUAACAACUUUCUGCAGUCGCUAGAACUAUAUUCCGAUGCAGUCAUGCAGUACGAGGACGAGCUGUUGCUGGCUACUGGCCGCACUCUGAUUCCGGUAGAAGAGCUUACCGAAACGGCAAGAGAGAAACUGAUAGACAUCCAAGAUCAAAUUGCGUCGGGUCAGCGCCAGGAGAAGGAGCCAUGUGUUCGCGACUUGCUGCUCGUAGAGCUGGUAAACUGGUUCAACACGCAGUUCUUCCAGUGGGUAAACAAUAUACCUUGCCGCGUGUGUGGAAAUGAAGAGAGCAAGCUGCGCCGUACCCAACGGGAAGGUGAUAUAAGGGUGGAGGUCACCGUCUGCUGCGGCCAGGAGAGCAAGUUCUACCGCUAUAACGACAUCUCCCAGCUCCUCGUUUCCCGGAAAGGCCGUUGCGGAGAAUAUGCCAAUUGCUUCACAUUCCUUUGUCGCGCCCUCGACUACGACGCCCGCAUUGUGCACUCCCAUUUUGAUCACGUCUGGACCGAGGUGUAUUCCGAAGCCCAGAUGCGCUGGCUGCAUGUUGACCCCUCCGAGAACGUGGUAGAUUCUCCGUUGAUGUAUCAGCAUGGCUGGAAACGUCACAUCGACUACAUUCUUGCCUACUCAAGGGACGACAUCCAAGAUGUGACUUGGCGCUACACGAAUGACCACCAAAAGAUUCUGCACUUACGAAAGCUGUGCGGGGAAAAUGAAAUGGUGCUUACACUGGAGGCGAUUCGAUCCAAGCGGCGACGAAAUUGCACCGCCGAUCGAAAGUUUUUCCUCAGCCAACGGAAUAUGUACGAGGUCAUUGGCUUAACGUUAGAGCGUAAGCCAACAGAAAACGAGCUGAAGGGUCGGAGUUCGGGAAGUCUUUCUUGGCGACAGUCACGUGGAGAGCACACUUUCACCAAUAUAUUCGUUUUCAAUCUGAAUGCAGCCGAGCUUGAAAAAAGGCAACUUAAUUUGCGGUACAGCUGUGCCACCGAUACAUACGAACGAUAUGUCAAAGACGAAGGUCUCAUCACUAUUUUGGAUACCUAUAAGUCUUGGCAAAGAGCGCAAUUUUCUUCGAAGAACAUAUUUCGGAAAGUGGAGCGCGAUUGGAAAAUGACAUAUUUGGCUAGGCUGGAGGAUACCGAAUGUGGGGAAAUUGUCUGGAAGUUUGAUUUCAGCAAGACCAAUUUAAAGGUUAAGUCGUAUAACUUACUUUUCGAGACAAAAACUUUUGGCGACGGAAAAAUCAGCGUGACUGUCGAUGCCACCGACGGAAGCGCUGCGGUUGAAAAUUCCACUGGCUUCCGGAUAGUGGCGAAGCUUACCGGUGGUAAGGGCGAUGUGGCAUGGCAACACACACAACUCUUCAGGCAGAGUCUUAGUUCAAGGGACUAUCCCUUCGAACUGCAAGUGGAACUAUAUUAAAGAAUAUAUUUUCCAAAUCAAAAUGUAAUUAUAAAAAAAAUCAUUAACGAUUUCCAGUCUGGAUAAAAAUGUUAAAUAUAAUCAAACAUUUAUAUUCUAAAUAAGAUUAUAGCACAUAGUGUCGCUAUAUGUAAUUAUAGCUAAAAAUUUUAAGACCAACUAUUAUGAGCCUCCUAACCGGAAAUGGAAACAGUAGAUAUAAAAAGUUCUUAGAUUUGGGUUAUGAACUUUAUUUUCUUUUAUAGGUACCACCCACCUUUUAUUUUGUUUUAAAUGUUAAAUAAACUUAUUUCAUCAGCAUUAAUAUACAAGCUUUCUACAAGCAUUCCCAAAAUACAAUACAAUACAAUACGACGCAAAGUUUCAAACGCUAUUUUG
Molecule: messenger RNA, 2289 nt
Organism: Drosophila teissieri
Lineage: Eukaryota; Metazoa; Arthropoda; Insecta; Diptera; Drosophilidae
Gene: Pngl
Product: peptide-N(4)-(N-acetyl-beta-glucosaminyl)asparagine amidase
Exons: 6
Coding region: 16-1911 (631 amino acids)
Biological process (GO): glycoprotein catabolic process; protein quality control for misfolded or incompletely synthesized proteins; protein deglycosylation
Cellular component (GO): cytoplasm; cytosol; nucleus
Molecular function (GO): peptide-N4-(N-acetyl-beta-glucosaminyl)asparagine amidase activity
Source: RefSeq, a predicted model, not a curated record